This is a messenger RNA of Dreissena polymorpha, 2426 nucleotides long. RefSeq lists its product as uncharacterized. The record is from RefSeq and is a predicted model, not a curated record. The coding region runs from base 442 to 1323 and encodes 293 amino acids. The transcript has 3 exons. NCBI's taxonomy places the organism in Eukaryota, Metazoa, Mollusca, Bivalvia, Myida, Dreissenidae.
UCAAAUACAACUGUGCACAUAAAUCUUACAGUUUGAUGUUAUUGUUCAAAUUUGUUAUUGUUUCUGUUUGACCUUCCAGUUACUGCAGGUUUUACAGACAGUUAGGAUACAGGCUCCACUGACCUUCUUCGGUCCUAUAAAGUCCCUGUUGGUGGUGAUCAAUUAACUCGUGUGCGUCUAGAGGAAGCGAAACACCUUCGUUCCUUAGCUACCUCACCAGAAAAGCGGUUUGAAGAUCUCCACCCUUUCAUAAUAGAGCUCUGGCACAUCAAGCAAGACUUCUUGGAGAAAUGCUUUAAAGAGCUGUUCAGUUCCAAAACUCUGAGACAAGCUGGAACCCUAUACCAUUACAAGGGCAAAUUGCAAAGGAGCGAUGUAAAUGGAAAGGUUAAGGGCGCCUUUAAAGCGCAUCACGAUUUCCUGUCGCUGGCAGGUAAACAGAUGGUGAAGGAGCAGCUGAUGGAGUUCUUUGGCAUGGAGAGCCCUGAUUCCAGUUGCACCCAAAAUGUUAUUCAGCUGGUGAAGUCAAAAUCCGAAAACUAUGAAUCACUGUUAAAUUCAUUGCGACAGUUCCUUGACCACUUUGGCUAUCUAGACUAUGUACAUGAGACUGAUGAUGUGGUGUCCAAUGACACAGAUGAUACUGUGUAUAAUUACUGUUGCAAUCUCUGUCACUGGUAUAUGCACCUGAUGAUGUUUGAGGACAUUGUUAAAGAAGGAGAUGUGGCCAGAAUAAUUCCUUGCCUAAUGGUAUGUGCCCAGUUUUUCUUCUCAAACUCCAGACUAUCAAAAUAUUUUCAGGAGUGUUUGGACUUUGUAUUGAAGUGUGAGUACUGCAUGAGCCCUAUGCAAAGAAUUAGGACAUUGGAAGGUGCAUUUGUUAACCUGAGAGGUGGAGCUGCAGGAAAUAUUGAAAGUGAUCUGGUACAAGAAAACUCUGUAAGAAACCAAAAGGAUUUAAUCAGGGCUUUGGGUGCAAAUAAGUCGGAAAAAGCAAUUCAAAGAAGUUGCAGAGCCGCAGACACUGUGUCCGACAUUUUUGAGAAAAUAGAGAUUUCCACAUCAGUAAGGAAAGUUUCUAGUAGGCAUCAAACGCCAGCCAGAAUAAAAGAUAAUGAAGUUAUUGCCAAUUCUUUGAGGGACUUGCGACCGUUUUCUAAAACAAUAGGAAGAGUGUGUCAAGGCAUGCCAAAUGUCCUGUGCUCACCAGUCAGAAAAAUUAACUCUGUUGAUCUUAAGUUCAGGAUCAAGCAAGUAGUUGACAGGCUGUAUUAUGGACAUACUAUCAAUUUUGACCAUGAAUCGUCUGAGGAGGACUGCUAGGGUGUGUUACAUGGAGUGACGUAAUAAGUGUGCCCUACAAUUUUAAACCUCAGUCCUGUAUAUUAGUUGAUUUGAAACUAAGAGUUUUGAAAUUGUUUGUUAUGGACAUCUUAUUAACCACAAUGCAAGCAAAAAAUGCUUAAAAAUUGAAAAAAACAUCAUUUUGAUAACAUUUAUAUGACAUAUAUUCUGUAUUGGGAUAGCUGUUUGUUGUGCUCAAGUUUUAACAGUACUUUAUGCAACCUUCAGUGUGCAUUCCAUUUGAAUCAAGAUAUUCUAAAUAUAGACUUUAAAUAAAGUGUUUCUUUAUAAACGACAGUUUUCAGAAGAAAUAUGUUUUACGUUCAAAUGUGCGAAGUAUUUUGUUGAUUGGGACUACAUGUAUAAUUCUAUAUGAACUACAUUAACCCUUUGCAUGCUGGGAAAUUUGUCGUCUGCUAAAAUGUUGUCUGCUAAAUUUCUAAAAUAAGCAUUGUCUUCGAUUUUUUGCAAAGAAUACUAUCAGAAUAGCAAACAGUUUGGAUCCUGAUGAGACGCCACGUUCUGUGGCGUCUCAUCUGGAUCCAAACUGUUUGCACAGGCCUUCCAAAUUCGGUUCCCGCACUGAAAGAGUUAAUGUUUGCCUAGCAAGAACAAAUAUGCAUAACAAAAUACCAUACCAAUAACAUUUAAUUUAAUAUCAUGGUACAUUCACAUCAACUUUUUAAUCAACUACUCAUUUCAAGAACACAUGUUUAUGUAGAACACAAAUAUGUUCUGUCUGUACACUGAAGAUUUACAGUUUAUGUACAUUUACCAACAGGUUAGUCAUGUGAUUUUUUUUAUUCAGUAUUAUUUGUUUUAGGUCAGCUCUGUAUUAUUUUCCAGUGCAAAACAAGACAUAAAAUAUGUUGUCUACUGAAUGUUAUAACAUGUGUAACUGGCAUUUUGUAAAUUGUUCAGGAGUAUAUAUUUUACAAAAUACAUAAAGAGCACAUAUUUAACUUUUUUGCAUUCAAAAUAUCUCAGCGUUAAAAUUAUGGUAAAUGCUUCCUACUUAAUUAUUAAUUGUUUGCCAAAAUACAUCUCAAUUUCGAUGUUUUGUUUUUAAAAUUAUUUUAUAA